This is a messenger RNA of Metopolophium dirhodum (rose-grain aphid), 840 nucleotides long. RefSeq lists its product as uncharacterized. The transcript has 5 exons. NCBI's taxonomy places the organism in Eukaryota, Metazoa, Arthropoda, Insecta, Hemiptera, Aphididae. Bases 348 to 698 code for a protein of 116 amino acids. The record is from RefSeq and is a predicted model, not a curated record.
CCAAUAUACACCACACCGGUGGAAAGUCUGUGCUGUAACUUCACCAAAGCAUAGUUCUUUCUAUCUCAGUGGGAGUGAGAGAUGAUGACGCUAGACGAAGACGCCAUUGAAGACUGAUCAACUGAAGUAGAAUCCUAACCUAUAAAGGAGGCUCAACUUGCGCUAUAGCUAUUUGUAUAAUAUAUAAAUAUAUAAUGGUAGCAAAGCAAAUCGACACGGAAAAUAAUAUAAUUGCAUAGGAUCUACUCCAAAAAAGCUAUUAAAACCCAAUGCUAUUUGAACCGAAGAUUUACCAAUUGCAUACAAAUUCAAAGUAGUUUUAUAUCUACACCAUCUACAUUACCAGAAUGGAAUCUAAUGCCAUGAAACAGGACGAUGAUCAAAAUAUUAUUACAACUAUCGAGGAAUCACAACCAUCUACAUCGUCCAAUAUACAUAACGCCGAAUUAACCCCUGAAUCGAAUUAUGAGCAUGAGCAGUUACGUAAACUAUAUAAUGAAUUUGAAAUUUUACAACGUGAAAAUUUAAAAAUACUACAGCAUAUGAAUUACUAUAAAGAUAUUAAUACAACUCUUCGUUAUAAUAUUGAAUCAUUAAAAGCGUAUUUAAGAGAAACUAAUUUACAGAUAGAAGAAACUGAUAAAAGAAUACAAUUGUUUAAUCAACUUACUACAUACUUGCGUAGGCAUGAGCAAUAAUUUAGUAUAGGGCGCUUUUUUUUUUAGGGUUUCGUAAAUUUUUUUAUUUGCUUGGCGUGUGCCUGGUCUAUAUAUGGAGUAAGGACACCGUAAAGCAUUUAUCGAAAUAUUUAAGUAGAUUUAGGGGCUUAGAUGAUUAGAA